Molecule: messenger RNA, 7464 nt
Organism: Gaeumannomyces tritici R3-111a-1
Lineage: Eukaryota; Fungi; Ascomycota; Sordariomycetes; Magnaporthales; Magnaporthaceae
Product: ubiquitin C-terminal hydrolase
Exons: 5
Coding region: 965-3997 (1010 amino acids)
Biological process (GO): protein deubiquitination
Cellular component (GO): cytosol; nucleus
Molecular function (GO): cysteine-type endopeptidase activity; cysteine-type deubiquitinase activity
Source: RefSeq, a predicted model, not a curated record
GCGCGCGGGGAUAUUAUAUGAUCCCACAGCCAGUAGCUAGGGCGGGGCGUUAGGUUGUCACAGACUGGAUUCUGAGAAAGGCGCCCGCCAGACGUCAGGCGCGGGGCCAUGGAUGGUGUUGCAGCCAUGUCAAACAGGGCUCUGAUGGGUUGGGCGCCAGAGAGGGUCACCGGCCCUCAACUCACUGUUUGCUCCUCAGCCUGUCAGUGCGAUCGCAUGCAGCAGUUGGCAUGGCAUAGCUGCAGGAGAAGGUAGGGAGGGGGACCCAACUCGAUCCCCUAAGAGGUUUGUGGCCUCCCUAUAAAUUCUGCGCCGUGGCACUGAAUCCUUCAACUGGGCAAAAACAUGGACGUUGGCAGGAGCUUUGUCGUCAAUCCACACCACAUGAGGCACCAGCCACCACCUGGCCCAAGCGCCACAAACCCAUUAGCUGACCCAAUUGCGACUAGAACGCAGCCAGUCAAAGGGCUCCCUCCGUUUACCCAGGAAAAACCCGAGCCAAAUCUCGCCAGCGCAGGAAAUUCGGCGACCUUGACCCAACCCGACCUACCUUGCCAGUCAGCCUUGAGGUCUGGUCUGGUCUUCGUUCGCACGGGCGAGCGUCGGCGCUGCUAUCCCCCACACCCCUUCUCGCCGCUCCUUCCAGCCCUUUUGCUUGCUGCACAACGACUCUGUCCCUCCCUUCUCCGUCGGCUCGAGAGCAUUCGCUGUCUGCCUCAAGCGAUUCCCCGGCAAACAAGGCGCCCGACAGACUACGCUGCGCCCACGCGCUGGACUCCUGCUGCGAGCGCUCAUUUCCAGAGCACCAGUCGAGGCGCCCCAGCACGGCGCAGUCCGACCCACGCCCCUCCCGCGCUCCCUGAACCACGGCCCUGCGCGCCGAUAGUCGGCCCGGGACGAGUUGCAGUGGUCGCUCCGCAUCGGCGAGCCACCACUGCGUCCCGACGGACCCCAGGCCGGCAGGAUGAGUAACCGUCAUCUGCCGGCUGGGCAGGCCAUGGAUGGCGGCGGAGGUGCUGGCGUCGGCAUGAGCCCUGGCCACGGCGGCGGCGGGCCUGGGCCGCGCCGGGGUGGCCGCCCGCCGUCAUACCAGUCGCACUACGGCGGCCAUCACCACCAGCAUCCCCAGCAGCACCCGCAACAGCAGCAGCUCAACCACCAGGUCUACGCCAACCAGAUGGGGUACUACUCGGGCUACGUCUACCCCCAUGCCGCUCCGAUCCCCCCUCCCUACCAGAAUGGCGCCCAGUACCCGGCCGCCAGCAUGCCCUCCCAGGCCUACAUGCCCUACCCGCACUACCACGCCAGGUCUCCGCCCACCAUGCAUCAGUACGCCCACAUGAUGGGCGCCGGCGUCAUGCAGCCCCAGCCUCAGCCCCAGCCGCAGGUCUAUGCCAGGAACCAGCAGCAGUCUCCCAUCGUCGUCUCCAGCCCUUACCAGACGCCUCCGCCCAGCACCCGUGCUGCGUCGCACAGCCACGCUCCUGUCGUGCCGCCGCAGCCCGCGCCCCGUGCCCCUCACCAGACUCCUGCCCAGGCACCUGCACCACAGGUUCCCGGGCAGGCUUCUCCGCAGCAGCAAACGCCGUCGCAUCCGCAAGUUGUUUCGUCGAUAAAGCCCGCCGUUGUCGGUGCUGCUCCGCCUGUCGUGGAGACGCCGAACACGCCCUCCUCAACGGAAUCUGCCCAGGCGCAGGCUCCCGCGCCUCCCACACCCCCAACCCCUCAGACCGUUGAGGCCCCCGCCGAGCGCACUCCGAGCCCGAAGCCGCAGCCGCACGUAAAACUGUCGCUGCCCAAGACGCCGUUCCGCCCUCCUCUCCCAUGGUUCACUCAUCCCGAAGAUCCGUUUCCCUCCCGCUCCACCAGGAUCAAGAGGCGGCGGAGAGCAUUCGCAAACGAGGAGCAGACCCUGAGCCUGCCCUCCAAGGAUGAUAAUACGCUGGCGGCUACCCCGGCAGGGACUGUGACUGAGACAGUCGAGGAAUCUCAGACAAAGGUGUCACCUGCGAGCACUGCGACGCAGCCCCCGGCCCGCUCUGCUACCCCAUCGACCCAAGAACAGCCUUCCACAGCGUCGACAUCCCCGACCACCCCGACAUCCGUCAAAGCGGCUCCGUCGACCGCAUCCGCUAGCACCCCCACGGCGACCAAAUCGAUCAAGGUUCCAGCCCGUGCUGCCGUCCCGGCGAUUCCGAUCAUCCCUGCCCUACCCAAGGCAUCGCCAAAAGACACCAAGCAGCCCGCACCCAAGCCACAGUCUGAGCAGAAAGUGCCCGUUCCUGCUGACUCCGCGGCGCCCAAGAACGAGGCUGCGGAGGAGCCGAAGGUCGAGUCGACUCCCGCUCCUGCGCCUGCUCCCGCCGCCCCACUUCUCUGGACCGGUCUUUUCUCCAAGGCUGCCUCGUCGGCCGCAGCCGCUGCUGGCGCCUCGGCUUCUGCCCAGGCUGUGCCCAACGGAACGGCCGGCACUGAGUCGGCGACUGGGGCUCGUAGCACAGGUGUUUCUGGCUUUGCUCAGGCCAACCACAGCUCGCUGGCCGAGGCCCUACGGGCUUACCGGGUUGGCAACGGAGACAAGGUUGCGUUCCUUGAGCCAAGGGGGCUCAUCAACACGGGGAACAUGUGCUACAUGAAUUCUGUUCUUCAAGUUCUGAUUUUCUGCAUUCCAUUCUAUGAUUUCCUUGAGCAGGCUGGGAAAAAGGUUGCCCAUAGCUUCAACAGCGAGACGCCUCUUAUUGAUGCUAUGAUCGAAUUUCUGCGUGACUUUAAGAUCAUCGACUCGGCGGUCUCGGUCGAUCAGCUGCGGCGCAGACUGAAGAACGAGGAGCUUGAGCAGUACGGCGAACCCUUCAUCCCCGAAUUCGUCUACGAAGCAAUCAAGAAACUGCCACGCUUCUCCAGCAUGAGACGUGGCCACCAACAAGAUGCCGAGGAGUUCCUCGGGUUCCUUCUCGAGUCUCUUCACGACGAGUGCGCUCAUGUUCUUCGUGCAGUGCCUCCCUCAUCGAACGUCUCCACGGCGCCGAAUUCUUCGCUGCCGACCCCAACGGCGUCCGUUUCUUCUGCAAACCUGGAUAGUGGGGACGCCUCGAAUGUUUGGCUCGAGGUUGGCCCAAAGCAGCGGUCGGCCAUCACUCGCUCGAGCGGCCACUCUGACACCUCGUCGCCCAUCACCAAGAUCUUUGGCGGACAGCUCCGUUCCGAGCUCCGCGUCCCAGGCCUGAAGGAUUCUGUCACUCUCGAGCCUUACCAACCCCUGCAGCUUGACAUCGGCGCUCCACAAGUCCGCAACAUCGUGGACGCUUUGCGCCACCUGACCAACCCAGAGAGCCUCCGCGGAGACUUCGGCUCGCCCCGGGGCAAGGACGUCACGGCCACCAAGCAGGUUUUCAUCGAGUCGCUGCCGCCCGUCCUGAUUCUGCACCUGAAGCGCUUCCAGUUUGAUGCCGAAGGCAACGGCACGGUCAAGAUCUGGAAGAAGAUUGGCUAUCCGCUGGAGCUCGAGAUCCCUCGCGAGGUCGUGUCUCGCGCCAAGCGCAACAGUUCGACUGGCAUGCCCAAGUACAGACUGAUUGCUGCUGUUUACCACCAUGGCAAGAACGCCAGCGGUGGUCAUUACACUGUGGAUGUCCGACGCCAGGACGGGAGUGAGUGGGUCCGGCUCGAUGACACCGUCAUCCGCCGCAUCCGCGCAGAGGAUGUCGCCGAGGCUGGUGCUGAGGAAGAGCCGUCCAAGUUGUCUGAGUCUUCGGGCCGUAAGGAUGGUGGUUUUGCCACAUCGACGCCCGCCAACCGAUUCGCCGGCAUGGGUGACGAUGAGACGGGCGACGAGGACGGCUGGAACCAGGUGAGCACGCCGGCUAGCGGUGGCAAGAAGUGGAGCAGCAUUGUCAACGGAAACGCAGCCUCGGCGGCCACGGCCAAGGGCAGGCAAGCUAAGGACAAUGUGAAGGACAACAAGGUUGCGUACCUCUUGUUUUACCAGCGCGUGUAGGAUGACGUCGCUGGUAUGGACAUUGGGGCUAUGACAAACCUGUCUAACGGGCGCGGGCGGAGGAUCAGUCCCAUCCCGACUAUGGGAGAGCGCAAGGGAGGCUAGCCUGUGGCUCUCAUGUGCUGUUACUCGGGACGUCAGGCGUCUCGGUGAGAGGUGACGGGCGGGUUGUGGAUGAACGGCGGGUGUAUACCUUGGGCCGGCAUUUACGAGGGCCAUACUUACAGAAGAUUUUGAUCGAAUGUUGGGGGAGGCUUGAGUGCCUGCGGUCCCCGGGCUUAUCAGAAGAGCUCGAACUCACGGGUUCUCACGCUUUCUUUUUUGUUCGUUGUGUCAGCGCGGGCGGACUCGGGACAUGGGAAAACGGUUCUCUGGGGCGGCGGGUGGGAAAAGCCUCGAAAAAUAUCCCCUUGCUUUUUACUUUUUAUUUUUAUACCGCCUACACAUCCGUCUUCCUCUUCACCUAGCAACCUAUGUACCUACUAACGUAAUGUCGACCUUUCUGGGGAAGAAGAUAUGGGGUCAUUGGACCGGAGUACAGGAGACGGCUCGGUUGGGCAAUGGGGGGAUGGCGACUGCACAGCCGUUGCCGGGAACCAACCAGGGAGUUCUUCUUGGAGGCGAGGAAGAAGGAAAAAAAAACAGGUAGGAUGAGCUGGGGUUGAUGUAUCGGCGGGUGGAAGCCAGGCUCACCCUGGGUGAAGUCGGGUCCGCAUGCACGGAGGAUCUCGUCGGGCAGCCACGCGAGCAUCAAGAGGAAUCGUGGCCUUGCAAAACACAAAAGUCCAGCCAAUUCAAAUCACCAUCUAUACUCUCUUGGUUCCAGGUUCCCGACUGGACAAGUGCAUUCUUGCAACGACGGGUGACACCGUACGUCGUGUUCUGGAAUCCCCGGCCCAUAUCCCUGUUUUUUUCACACACAAAGAAUGCAGUCAGAUAUCAAGAGCAGCUGCUGACAGAAAUCAAAGGUUGUCUACUUUGAGACUGGAUACUAUUCACUGUCUUGGUACUAUAUACAUACGUCUUGCCCCAUUACAGCCCUGGGCACGCUACUCGUCUCUAAACAACCACCUGCCGUCCUUCCUCAUAGCUUCUCUGUACCUCUGUUCGAUUAUAAGGCGCUCAGUCCUCUCGCCCUCGGCCUUGUCCCUUGCUCGGUCCUGGGUGCUCGGGAAGUCCGUGUUCCAGUACUGUUCUGGGGUCGGGGGCCGUGGGAAUCGGUGUCGGCAUCGGCCAUAUUUGUUCGACAUUUCCCACGUCCUGGCGUCGAUCCAGACCGCUUCCCUCUCGGGGCGUGACAUCGACCCGAACCUGUAGCAGUCGUCGCCCAGGAAUUGCUCCAUCAGCUUCAUACUGUCGGCCUUGCUGACCAGGGAUGGCCCCGCACGUUUCAGUUCCGACUCCGCCAUACCCCUCCAGUCCUUCCCUCCGGGGCAGUUGCGGUCGGUGCAGCCAGCGAGGCUUGCCCUCUCGGCUUUUCCCCGGACUACAUCGUUGUAGGCGUGGAAGACACCGUCGGUCGCCUUGGGAUUGGGCCUGAAAUCAUCCAGCCUCAAAUCGUUCAAAGCGAUAUCGCGGAUAGGUCCCCGACCCCCGUUAGACCUCUCAGGCCGUCGUAGCCCCAGAGCUGGCCUUGAUGUGGCUGCUUCGCCCAUGAGCACUCCGGUUGGCGUCUGCGCCUGUUGUGGACGAGGUGCUUUAGGGGUGGUCAUAUCUGACAUAUCGGGCUUGGGGGCUCUGGUAGGGGGCAGCUGACGGCUUGUGCUGUUGUCAUGCUCUUGGUCGUGAUAUCCGCCUGCGCCUUCAUCAUCGUAGCGAGCCUGUUGCGGAGGAAUGAGUGGCUUUUGCCUUUUCCUGUUGGAUGACGGGGCGUCGAGGAGGUUGUCAAGAGGCUUGAACCCGAAAGGAACGCCUUGCGAGGGAGAAAAGCCAUCACUGUGGAUCUCGUCCGCGUCGUUUGCCACGGUACCGUCCUGAGCAGGCGGUAGUAGUCUGAGCUUCUUGGGUGUAGGCAUCUCGGGCCUGAAGCUCUCGUCAAGGUCUAUGCUCUCUUGGGGUGAGCGGUGGCCAACCUCACCCAUAACGGGAUCAGAACUAGUUUCCUCGGCCUUCAGUCUGCGGACAGGAGUCGAGCCAGCCAUGCCGUCUGGUAGCCUCCGUUUCUUAACAGAUCGCACCGAAACGAACACCGGGCCGUCCGACGAUGGCUCAUGCUUGACAACAGCAUGUUGUCGGGUUGUUGCGGCUGCACCGCGUUUGGGAUAAGGUGGCAGUUCGACGGGCUUAGCGCCGUCUGUCUCGUACUCUGUAGCGUUUUGUUCUGAGCUGUCAUCUCCCUUCUCAGGGGCUGGAGAUGGCUCAGACGGGGACUCGCCCGUCCGCAGACCACGUGUAGGUGAUCUUGGCUCGGAUGAUAUUCUGCCGGCGCCGGGGGGAGCGUCAAAUUUUGGUCGGCCUCGACAGAUGAUGACACCGCUCCCAGCCCUGGAACCCAUCUUUUCUUCGAGAUACACUGCGUACUCCAUCCACCCCCUCUCUCUCCUUUUCGCCUCACCCAGCAUUUCAACGAUUUGCGACAUCGUGCGGCCGGGAGUUGUGGACCUCUCUGCCCUCAACCUAUGGUGAGACUUUGAUUUCUCUAGCGGAUGGUGGCGUGGAGUCGUAGCAUUCGAGGACAUCUCCCCAAGCGGUUGGCGGGCAUCUCGGUGGCCGUCUGGCCGACCUCUUUUGGCUACGACAUCGGCCGCGUCGUUGGUUUGCGGGGCUGCUUGGGCGCAAGCAAGCUGCUCCUUCAAGCGAGUCUGCUCGCGCUGGAGGCUCUCGACUUGAGCCGUAAGCCUUUGGACCUCACGUUGCAGCGCGUCUUGCUGCUUGUCUCUGUUUUCCCUGUCUGUAUUUCGCAGCAGUAUCAGCACUCUGUGGGUAAACAGGUCCCUGGAGCUCUCGAAGAAGGGGGCCUUAGAGGGAGGGGCUUUACCGAUGGUGACAUCGCGAUCAAUCUGAUCAAGAGCGGCUGCCACAAUAUCCAAGACGGCCGCUCGAUCGAAAAUUCUGUCAGGAUCCCCGCCAGAGCCCAUCGCUUCUGGAGACUUUCCUGCCUUGGCCGGGAUGAUGAAAUGGCUGUGAUGCGGAUUUCAUUACAUUCUUGGGGCUGAGAGCUGCGUCGGGUCUAAACCCCUGCCAGUUCUAGCGCGUCAGAGCCCGCCCGUGCCUAACCGCGUUUCCUGGCACCCGCCGGGUGGGAUCCGCCAGGUCACAUGAUUUUUCUAUGGCUGAGUGCACGUGGCGAUGAGGAUGGCAAGGUGGAAGCUUAAAAAAUCCCCCCAUUUGGCCAAACGGCCUCCCACUUUAGCUGGGGUGUUUGUUUAAUUGCCUAUGCAACGCAUACGGAGGUGUGAGGGUUAAAUAAUCUACAGUGGGGAGGUCACUCGUGAAGCGAGGGCAGGGGCCAGGGGUAUGCACUAGUC